AUGUCUUCCGAUGCCGUUUCCUCCUCGGCAAGAGGUGCAGGCUUCCUAAUCCUCCUGCAAAUAUCUUCCAGAGCUCUCACAUUCGCCCUCAAUCAGGUCUUGCUCCGUUUCCUCUCUCCAGCACUACUCGGCGCCUCAGUUCAGCUGGAACUCUUCAUCAUCUCGGCUCAUCAUUUUGCUCGGGAAAGCUUACGAGUAGCAUGUCAACGUCAGCCAGAAGGUGGCAUCCAAGCUGCUAUUAAUCUCUCCUACCUAGGCAUUGCUGGGGGAUUCCCAAUCGUCUUGGCUAUGGGUCAGGGGUAUCUCAGCACAAAAUAUCCGGAUGUGCCCUACUUCGUGGAGGCCCUUCGCAUCUGCCAGCUAGCCGCCCUUGUCGAGCUGCUGUCCGAGCCAGCCUUUGUCGCUGUUCAGCAAAAGAUGCUUUACAAGACGAGAGCCGCUGCUGAGGCUUCAGCUGUUGUUUUCAAGACCUUUGUUACUGCUACAAUAGUCUUUUGGGGCCACUACAAAGGGUUUGAGCUUGGGGUGCUACCCUUUGCAGCUGGAGAGCUCACAUUCUGUUGUGUGCUCACUUUGGUAUAUCUAUGGCAAACGGCACCCGUCGCGAAGAAGCAUGGUUUCUCCCUUCUGCCGCAAGUCGUGAAGCCAAGUCCUAACGCUGGCCUUGUUCUCGCUCUAUUUUCCAAACCACUGCUCAAUCUUUCUCUCUCCUUGUACGUGCAAUCAGGCAUCAAAUAUGUCCUCACCUCAGGCGACAUCCUUGUUAGCACUCUCGCUUCACUUGAAGAUCAGGGUAUGUACGCACUGUCUGCCAACUACGGUGGCUUGAUUGCACGCAUGGUCUUCCGGCCGAUAGAGGAUAGUACCAGGAACCUCUUUGCCAAGCUGUGUGCUCCGCAGGCUACAAAAGCAGUGGAAACUUCCGAGAAGAAGCAGAAGACACCACCAGCAUCUCUCAAUCAAGCUGCAACUAUUCUUCGGGACAUCCUGCGAGUUUACACAAUCGUAUCCUUGAUUGCAUUCGCCGUCGGACCCACCGCAGCACCGCUUCUACUGCGCCUUGUCGCCGGCUCUCGCUGGUCGGAAUCCGGCGCAGGGGACGUUCUGGGUACCUACUGCUACUGCAUACCCCUUCUCGCCAUUAAUGGCGUCAGCGAAGCCUUCGUGGCCGCCACGGCCUCGACUAAGGACCUUCACUGGCAGAGCAUCUGGAUGGGCGCAUUCUCGGCAGGAUUCAUUGCCAGCGCUUACGUGUUUCUGCGUGUGCUGAACUUGGGCGCAAAGGGACUGGUUUGGGCCAAUUGCGUCAACAUGGGGCUGAGAAUCAUAUUCAAUCUGACCUUUGUGAAGCAAUUCUUCGGCCGUAAUGGUAUUGACUUCAAAGCAACAGAUCUUUUGCCGAAUGCCUAUGCAAUUGCUGCCACAGCUAUGGUCCCAAGUUUACUAUCGCGGACGAGCUCUUUGCUGGCUGAGUAUGGCAUAAUAGGCGAGCUUCUCCGCGUUGGGAGUAUAGGGGGUGCCUUCGCACUACUUGUCGUUGUGACUGAGCGCCACUUCUUGUUGGAUUGCUUCAAGCGGUUCCGAGGCUAG
Messenger RNA from Ramularia collo-cygni, 1590 nucleotides. Its product is annotated as related to oligosaccharide transporter. The coding region runs from base 1 to 1590 and encodes 529 amino acids. Gene Ontology annotation, biological process: glycolipid translocation; dolichol-linked oligosaccharide biosynthetic process. Gene Ontology annotation, cellular component: endoplasmic reticulum membrane. NCBI's taxonomy places the organism in Eukaryota, Fungi, Ascomycota, Dothideomycetes, Mycosphaerellales, Mycosphaerellaceae. The transcript is spliced from 4 exons. The record is from RefSeq and is a predicted model, not a curated record.